Paramisgurnus dabryanus is the source of this 1302-nucleotide messenger RNA. The record is from RefSeq and is a predicted model, not a curated record. NCBI's taxonomy places the organism in Eukaryota, Metazoa, Chordata, Actinopteri, Cypriniformes, Cobitidae.
GUAAUUACUGUCCACACUAGUAAAAGUUAAUGUCUUUAGUGCCUGUUUCACAUAACUCUAGAAAGAUGGAGCUGCAUGUGUUUAUUUUCAUGCUUGCUGUACUUGUUUCCUCCAAGAGUACUGCUGCACAUUAUGAUUUUCAUUUUACUGGAUGCUCUGAUACAGAGAAAGAAUAUAUGUUUGGAUUUGAUGGAGAGGAAAUAUUUCAUUCAGACUUCAUUAAAAAACAAGGAGUAGUAACACUGCCUGAGUUUUCAGAUCCCAUCAACUUUCCUGGAUUUUAUGAACAGAGUCUUGGGAACCUAGAAUUGUGUAAACAAGACAUACCCAAGCUCAUCAAAAUUUACAAAAAUCCUCGUGAGGAAAUGGACAAACCUGAGUCUUCCAUCUAUGCUGAGAAUGAUGUGCAGCUGGGUGUUGAAAACGUCCUCAUCUGUCAUGUAAGUGGACUCUUCCCUCCACCUGUCAAUAUCUCUUGGUCUAAGAACAAUAUUGAAGUGACAGAGGACGGGGGUCUCAGCCAGUAUCGUAGAAAUAACGAUGGCACCUUCAACAUCUUCUCCACUAUAACAUUCACACCUGAAGAGGGAGACAUUUAUAGCUGUACUGUGAACCACAAAAGUCUUGAUCAACCUAAGACCAAAACAUGGGAUGUAAAUAUUGCUCUGCCCAGUGUUGGUCCAGCUGUGUUUUGUGGUGUGGGUUUGGCUCUGGGACUGCUGGGAGUCGCUCUUGGUACUUUCUUCCUCAUAAAAGGAAACAACUGCAACUGACAAACAUGGAGGCAAAUUUAAAAAAUAAUUUGUAAUUAUAGUAAUGACACUCAUUAUCAAAUGACAUCAGUGGAAUUGAAAUGCAGUGCAUCAUUCUGUUUAAAACUUGUCACUUUAAAUGUUGAAUGUGAAAUGUUGGCAGCACAAAUAUUUCUCAAUAAUACCCAAUUACUCAAGAAUGCUGCAAUCCACCUUUGCUUAAAAAAAUUAAAUUUCUAGGGGUUACCAAUUAAAGAAAAUUUUUGAAUGAAUCCAACUUUCACUUUUAACAGUGUAUAACAACAUGCUUUUUAUUAAAAUGUAAUGAAGUGGUAGUUGAUCUUUGGCUACAUUUUUAACUUAUCCCAAAUAUUCUCUUAAUAUCACACUUUAAAUAUGAAUUUGAACUAUUUAGAUUUUUUGGGUAAUUUCUGGAUUUCCAUUAAUCUUAAGUUACUACCUGUUCUUUUUGUAAUUGUUUGUUGUAAUUUCUUCAUUUGCACAGUCUUAUAUAUUUUAGAACACACCAAUUAAAAAUUUUCAUCUCUAU